Saccostrea cuccullata (small rock oyster) is the source of this 531-nucleotide messenger RNA. RefSeq lists its product as uncharacterized. The record is from RefSeq and is a predicted model, not a curated record. Lineage: Eukaryota; Metazoa; Mollusca; Bivalvia; Ostreida; Ostreidae.
AUGAAAUCCCAAUUGAACAUCAGGGACUCCAGUGAAGAAUUAAUUUUCCACACCAAUCUUGAUAACGAAAUAUAUCAGUGGCGUGCUGAAUUAAGAUCAUCAGAAUAUAUCUCCAAUCCUUUCUCCUCCAACGAUCAAACUUCUCUAUGCAACAAAUCCUUGAUAAAGAACAGUAUUUUUUUUUUACAGAAAUGCAAAAACAAUCGGCUUAAUUAUAUUCAAGAAGUUUCGAAAAAUAAUUCUGUCAAAAUAUCACUUUCUCUUGAACCUAUUUUCUUUACAAGUCUUGAACGUUCUCACUUUCAUUCUAUCGAAAGUAAAACAAAGGCAGAAAUAGCAGGCAAGAUUGAUCUAUAUGAGGAGCAGAUUGAAAAACUGUUUGAUUUGGAUUUUAAAGCUGAUAUGCAUAGGAGAAUGCAAUGGAAAAGAGAUAUAAAAAAUGGUGGGAAAGAAAUGGACAUUAAUUUCUACUAAGAAUUACUUGAAGUUGUAGAAAGUUCCCUAAAUGUUAAAAAUGACGAAGGUGCAUAA